CACCAAUUUACGCAUAUAGCAGUACUGCCCCAAGGGUGUGCAAUACCGUGCAAUUGGAGGUCUUUAACAAAAAAAGGAGUAAAAAUUAAAGAGUAAAACAUUGAAAUAAAGACACACACACAUACACACGUACAACACUUACAACCACGCAAAUAUUAUUGAUCUAUUAUAGUGUUAGUUCAAUUCUUUUUAAAAAAUCAAUACAAUUCCAUUGAUCACAAAUUUGCACCCGUUUUUGCACUUAUGUCGUACUGCAACAUAAUUGUUCGCUUUACGCUCGUUUUUACACGAAGGAUGCACGACGCUCGUAUCGCGCUCGUCGUGUCCUAGCGGGUGCGCGCGAAACCACACCACCAACAAGCCACGUGUUCGUUCGUUUUCGAAAAAACGAACUGUGGUCCCCGUUCAGUUGCGUUCCGGUCGUUGUCGAUGUACGGCAGAAGUAGUACAUCACUAGUGCAAUGUGAGACACCGAUGCACGUGAUCACUGUUUUAGGGACGGUUUAUUUGAAUUGUGAAUGGGUGAGUUUAAGUGAAUGAGUUGUACAGAAUGCGCAUCCACUCGGGAAUGCAGCGUCGUGCAGUGUCGUCUACCAUGUCGUUGGAUAAUUCUCUCGACCCGUCCCUGAUGGAUACAAGUGUGCCGGCCGUAUUUCCUCCCGCACUUAGACGCUACCCGUACAAUGGACUAACUGCUGCCGAAGAGUAUGAACAGGAGCAAAUGCAACGAUCACAGGAACCGAUCGGUCCUGGUGGUGUUAUGUUUGGUUCGCGUACGUUACCAACCGUUUCGGAACGGGUCAUCGGUUAUGGUAGACGAUCGAACGAUUACGAUGAUAAUGGUAUCGAAGUACAACAGCUGGCGAACGGUGAUCUGGCACUGAUCGGUAAUCGGCUAUGCCGGGAAGAUUCUGGCAUUAGUAUAAACGAUCCUCAUCGACUUGUGGAGGAGGGUCGAUUUGAGAGGUUGAAGAAAAUUUGCUCAUUCGGGACACUGUCGUCCAAUGGUGCUGCUGCUGGUGGAUCCGAUUCGGAAGGUUCCAAUGGUAUUAGUAAGAGUCAGCACUGGAUGCUGCUGAUCACACCCGUUGUGUCGAGCUUCUCUUUGGCACUCGUAAUAGCAGCAGUAGUUGGGCCUCAGUGGUUACUGACGGAGGAGAAAAUACCGAUAACUACCUACAACAGCAGCAGUACACAGCAUGGAGGAACUGGCCCGAUGGUGGUACAUCCCACCACUAGUUCCACGAAUAGUCUUCUACAUAAUCAGCAGCUCAACAUACAGCAUCCACAUUUAAUACCUGCCACAAAGGACGAUGUCCCCGGUGCCUAUCUGACCAAGUACACCAAAUCUUCACUUUGGAUGCUUUGCAGUAAGUAUAGCGGUGGUACAGCCCCGGGACAAUCGACGCAUCAAAUUGCGGGUGACGAAUUCCAGUGCUCCAGCAUCGAUUAUUUCCCUAGUGAAGGGUACAGUCCGGAUCCAAACGAUUCGACGAAUGCCAUACCAUAUACCGUAACGCAUUCGUCACCAUUCUUUCUCGCCUCGAACGGUGUCCUUAUCGUCAGCUACGGUCUGUUCCUGGUCGCCAUGUGCUCGACGAAGCACAAAAUCUGCUACUUCGUCUCCGGGGUGCUAUUUAUAAUAUCCGGAUUGCUAAUGCUGAUUGGGCUGAUAAUGUACAUCUCAAUACUGAAAGCAGAAAUAGGUUCGAAGUUGCGGCCAAGGUCGUCACUGCAGGCUCCUCAGUUCUCGUUUCGCUAUGGUCAAAGCUUCCUGCUGUAUGUGUUCGGGUUCAUCAUUACCGAGCUGUCCGGUAUCUUGAAUGUACUGAUCUACUCGAAUGUACAGCAGGAUGAGUACAGUGUGCACGACAGUGGCCAGUCAGCUUACCAUACGUAUCAAAACCUUUCCGGGGGAAUUCAUUAUAAUCUACACUAUCGGCGCGAACUGCCAGCUGUUGGUGAUGAGCACGCCAAAAGUCAGAAAGGACCACCGAUCGUUGACUACCGAUAUCCUUACGAUGGACUCGACUGUGAGACUACACCGAGAUACUAUUUCGAACAGCAACAACAGCAAGAUGAAAAUGAAGUCGAUUGCCGUAUACACAGACGGUCGUUUGGUCGUAUGACACACGAUGGGAUGUCUAAGAGUCUCACGGAUCUACUCUACAUGGAACCCUCGCAGGCAUAUCCUGAUCGGGAGAUCGCCCAAACACGUGUACGCAGCAAUGGUGAUGGACAACGCACAGAACACCUAUCACCAAUCGCAAAUCAGGAAUUCUCACACUGGUCCUCAACUGGAAAGUUAACACGAAGUGUGUCAACCUACACAGAUCUGCUACCGGUAGAUGAUUUUGUUGAACCAGAUGCGGUACGCAAUCGAAGGGCACGUUCCCGGUCACCGUCGCGCAGUGAUGACGAGCCUCCGGAAAAACUGAGCAACAUCUGUGGCCUGUCUCGUAACUAUCUGUCGCGGGAACUAUCGAAAGAAAAACUGUUCAACGAGUUCUGCAAAAAGGUUGGACCACGACCAAAGCCGAAGGAUAUCUACUACAUCGAGAGUGAUGGACGACACGGAGACAACAGCUAUCGUAGCGUGUUCGUAGUGGAACCAUCCUCUCCACAUUCAGGGCGCAAUCGAUCCACCCAGCGAAGACGCAACUCGAUGGCGGACACGAGACGUAGAGUGGCGGUCCACGAACCAUUUACCUAUGCGUCCAACUAUCGGCAACGCAUACAUUCGGACAACUCAUUGGACGAUUUGAUGAAUGAUGCACAUGGUCGAUAUAAACGGCGUCGCGAUCCGAUCGGGCGGGCACGUUCGGUAGACUAUAGGCAAACGUUACCACGCAAUUUUCAGCAGCGCCACAUGGGAACGAGUGAACCAGAAGACGAAACAGGAGGAUUCGGUGAACGGAUAGCGCUGGAAAGGAAGCGCGUGUCCGCUAGUGGGCUUUUGCUGGAACCGGAAGGGAUGAAUGCAUCGCAUGGAGAUCUCUCCUCGGUGGGCAGAUGGCACAGAAGUGGAGAAAACCAUUCACUACAAAAUGAAAGUGUAAAGGACAACAGAACACCGACCACAUCGCAUUGCCCGAAAUAUCUUGAUCCACCUCCUCCUACCUACACAUCCACAGUUUCUGCUGGACACCAAAAGCAACAGCAAAGAGAUAACCUCGCAUCCUCCUCUCAUAUGUAUCGAAGCUAUGGGGAUGUAUCUUCGCAGCAGGACUUCCGCCGACCAACGAUCCUUUCGCCUCACGCUUUCUCACCGAUUAAUCAGACGGCUACAUCGCCAGCAUUGCGUCCCAUUCUUACUGUAGUGCAGCAACAGCAACAACCAGCACACCGGCACGUUCACCAUCAGCACCACCAUCGUCAUAAUGCCGUGCAACAGCAGCAACAUGGGGCGGAAACGGCUACCAUUAACCGCAACCAUUCGGUACCAUCGCCAGUGUUUGAUCUUGAUCGUAUCGAGCAGGAAAGGCGUAAAUCUCACUCGCAGCUUUUUCUCAACAGUCCAGCCAGCAGUUCAACCGUAGAGCAGUAUGAUUUUGUAAACGGAACAGCCGUAUGAACAGAUACGGAGAUACUAUGGAGAUAAUCAUACUUAAUCAAUUCUCUGUGUCAGUCGACUUGUCUUGAUUUUAAGUUAAGCUAUAAUUUGCACUAG
Molecule: messenger RNA, 3670 nt
Organism: Anopheles funestus (African malaria mosquito)
Lineage: Eukaryota; Metazoa; Arthropoda; Insecta; Diptera; Culicidae
Exons: 6
Coding region: 551-3574 (1007 amino acids)
Biological process (GO): postsynaptic neurotransmitter receptor diffusion trapping; neurotransmitter receptor internalization; regulation of AMPA receptor activity
Cellular component (GO): AMPA glutamate receptor complex; postsynaptic density membrane
Molecular function (GO): voltage-gated calcium channel activity; channel regulator activity
Source: RefSeq, a predicted model, not a curated record